Crotalus tigris (Tiger rattlesnake) is the source of this 7823-nucleotide messenger RNA. RefSeq names its product inositol polyphosphate-4-phosphatase type II B (gene INPP4B). The transcript is spliced from 25 exons. Gene Ontology annotation, cellular component: cytoplasm. The coding region runs from base 1485 to 4400 and encodes 971 amino acids. NCBI's taxonomy places the organism in Eukaryota, Metazoa, Chordata, Lepidosauria, Squamata, Viperidae. The record is from RefSeq and is a predicted model, not a curated record. Gene Ontology annotation, molecular function: phosphatidylinositol-3,4-bisphosphate 4-phosphatase activity.
GCCAGAGCUGCAAAUGCUGAAUUAACAGUGUCUAUAUUUCUUUGUUCAGUAUGUGGCAGAACAUUCUGUGCUAACAUCAGUCUUAUUAGCCACCUACGGACACAUCAUUGAUGGCCCAUAACCCAUAAGAUGUCAAGAUCUUCCUCGAAAUCGAUGGACGAACAACUGCCUACCGUAGGAUUCAUAAGUUUCUCCCUCAAAAGCAUCAAAGAGAUGGAAACCUUCUGUUCAUGCAGCUUUUCCUCAUAAACAACAGCUACAGUUUCCUGCUCCAGGGCGUUUAUCUAGUCUAAUUCGUUGCCCUUGUUAGAAAAUAAGUCCAAACAGAGCUAAAACAUAGGCUGAGGAUUAAUAAUGGACGUUAACACCUGAAUGCCCAAUGAAAUUAUCAUAAAGAAAUCCAUCUGAAAGCAACCUUUACUUGGUUUAUCGCAGGUUUCAUAAACGUUGUUCCGAAAAGAAAAUAUUGACAAGGUGCGGACAUAUAGCUGCACGCCAGGUUAACUUGAUCAGAUCAUCAUGGUUAGUCAUUACUAUUUCAGAAAAGCAUGCCUGCCGACUAGGACACCACCAGGAAAUCAGAGGCGGUGGGAGGCAUUUUCUCUUUCCCAUCUUUGCUCGUCCAAAGAAAGCAGGAGCGGAGCUCCCUCUGGGCACCGGGAGGCGAACGACAAGCCUCCCCUUCUUCCUGUUCGUCUCCUCCCGACUCCGGCUCUUGCACUAACGAUCACCUCCGAGAGCUGCUUUGCAGGGCCUGAGAGCGAGAGAAGGAGGGAAAAACAGCCCGGCGCAGCGUGGCGCACCCGCUUUCCUGUCUUCCAAAGCGCCUGCGCCUUCAGCCCCUUCGCGUGCCGCUCGGGAAACUCCUGCGGGUUGCGGUGACAUUGUCGGAAGGAGGGGAAAGGGAGGAGACUUGGGAGGGAGGAGGCGGCGCCGAGGGGAAGAGCGCGCGCCUUGCCUUGCGCCCCGGGCUCGAGCGGCAGCUGCAGCUGCGGGGCAGGCAACUUAUCCUCGCGGCGGCAGCGGCUGCUCUGGCGUUUGGGGACAGGAUCGGAGCUGGUCGCUCGGCAGAGUCCCGCCAUUUGCCGCCGCUUCUCUGGCCACUUUUUCUGUCCCGUGCUUGGCGGGAGUCUGCUGGAAGGAAGCUGCGGACUAUAAAUAGCUCUGGCUACGGACGCUGUGUGCAACGGACUGGGGAAGGCGCGGCUAACCGUGACGUCUCGGCUGGAAGGGAGGAACCACCAGGUAAAAAAGUCAAAUAAAAGCCGGGAGUUUCCUUUGGCCCUUCCUCGGAGGACGUCGAGGUGCGACUUUGAAUGAAGAGGCGGCAAGCUGUUGCCGGGAUCGUCUAAGCCUAGGCGAAAAGCUUUCCACCUUUGCCCGCCGUCGCUUCUGGAUCCCCUUUCAAGUUUCUUCCUGUUGCAGUUUCGCUGGAAGAGCCAGAAGAGAAAUGGUGUCAUCUGAAAGGAUAUCUGAUCUUUCUAAUGAAAAAAUUUCAGCCUGAAGACCCAGAUCUUUAUCUUAAAGCUUCACCAAGGACUGACUAUCUGUGGAUCUUGGGCUGUGGCACCCAAGCAAAUUCUGAAGAACUGUGUAUUAAAAUUUGUUGGGUUGAGAGAUUUAUCAUGGAUAUCAAGGAAGAGAGAGCAUCAGAGGAAGAACAGCAAUUUAUUCCAUCUGCACAAGGAGAUAGUUAUGCAGAAUCUAAACUCACAAGUCUCAAGAAGUUUAUUAAUGAACCAAAGUUUGAAUUCAGUCUUGCAUGUAAAGAUUUAGUGGCUCCUACACGAGAUCGAAAACUGAAUACAUUUGUGCAGAUCAUUAUAGUGCAUCCAGGGGAACAAAACCAAACAAGAUAUGCAAGCACGGAAAUUGUGGAGGGAACAAAAGACCCACUGUUUUUGACUGGUGUGACGUUCCCCCCAGAUUACCCUAUCUACGAGGAGACUAAAAUAAAGCUAACUGUCUAUGAUGUCAAGGAUAAAUCUCAAGACACAGUUCGGAGCAGCAUUCUGGCAGAAAACAAAGAUCCAAGGACAGAUAGUGGGCGAAGUUUCCUGGGUUCUGCUACUUUUAAAGUAGGCGAAUUGGUGAAGUCAGAAGGGCAGCAGUUGACUCUUAGCCUCAGGAGUUUAGAUGGUGGGAAGACAUUUGGCACAAUAAAUGUCAGAUUUAUAAAUAUGGGGAAGACUGAAGAUGGGGAAUCAGAUCAGAUCACAACAGAUGGGAAAGAGCAAAAGGUAAAAACAAAGUGUGCCUUGGUUUAUUCAUGUUCAUCUCCAGAAAACAUAAUUAAUAGAGAUAAUUUACCAUUAUUAAAUGCAGUGUUAAAAAACCCAAUCUGUAAAUUAUAUACAUUCCCCACUUCUGACAACAAGUGGAUGUAUAUACGAGAACAGAUGUUUGAGAGCAAUCUUUCUUUUCAUGUUCCCAAGGAACUUAUCAGCCUUCACAUAAAGGAAGAUCUGAGAAGGAAUCAGGACCUUAAAGAACUUGGGGAGCUUUCUCCACAUUGGGACAAUAUGCGUAAAAAUGUUAUUGCACACUGUGAUCAAAUGUUGAUCCUGUACCAAAAUAUGCUUGCAGAACUUGGAAAACAUACAGGCUCUUCUUUCAAAUCAAGUUGCAGUAAAGGAGAAAAAACACUAGAAUUUGUUCCAAUAAAUCUACAUCUGCAGAGAAUGCUUGUGCAGGGUCCUUGUAUAAAAGAUGUUCUUUAUGAUGUCAUCACUGUGGGAGCUCCUGCAGCACAUUUUCAGGGAUUUAAAAAUGGUGGUCUUCAGAAAUUAUUGAAUAAAUUUGAGGCAGAAAGACGAAAUACUGGGUACCAAUGUAUUUAUUAUUCACCUGAAAACACUGCCAAGGCAAGAGAAGUUCUCAGUAACAUCAAUCAAUUACAGCCUCUCAUUUCAACUCAUGCAGACAUGCUACUUAAUUCAGCCAGACAACAGUUGCCAGAAAGCUUGAAGAAUUCCUUAAAGAUGCUUUCAGAAACUACAGAGUUAUUUGUGCAUGCCUUUAAGGAUCAGCUUAUCAGAAGUGCCCUUUUAGCUUUAUACACAGCCCGUCCUGGUUGUGUCUUAAAAAAACCAACUUUGCCAAGGAAUAGCGCUGAAGAGAAUAGUGAACAGGAAAAUCAGGAUCAUCCAUCACAAAUCAAGAGACAGGAUUCCAUACCUCACCACUCAGAAUAUGAUGAGGAAGAGUGGGAUAGGGUGUGGGCCAAUGUAGGGAAGAGUUUAAACUGCAUUAUUGCAAUGGUGGACAGAUUGCUUGAAAAGAAGAACACUCCCAGCAUCAGUAAGGAAAAUGAGAAAGAACCUUCAUCAACAUCUCACAUAAGUGAUGACUGGUAUGAACAACUGUAUCCUCUAAUAGUUACACUGAACGACUGUAUUGGAGAAGUGGUGACAAGGGCAAAGCAAUCAAUGUCUUUUGUUCUGCUUCAGGAGCUUGCAUGUUGUUUGCCACAAUGUUUAAUGUUGACACUAAGAAGAGAUAUAGUCUUCAGUCAAGCACUUGCUGGAUUGGUCUGUGGAUUUAUCAUCAAGUUACACUCUGGUUUAUGUGAUCAAGGCUUCCUCCAGCAACUUCAUACAGUGGGCCUAAUUGUUCAGUAUGAAGGACUUCUCAGUACAUAUAGUGAUGAAAUUGGGAUGCUAGAAGAUAUGGCUGUGGGAAUAUCAGACUUGCAAAAAGUCGUGUUUAAAAUAACUGAAACUAAAUCAGAUGACCUAUUGCCUGUUAUAACUGGAAGACGGGACCAUUAUGUAAUAGAAAUAAAGCUUCCAGAAAAGAUGUUUGAAUUGCUUCCUCAAGAGAUUAAAGAUGGGAAACUGCUCUAUGUCUACCCAGUCCUCUUUAAUGUUGGAAUCAAUGAACAACAAACCCUUGCAGAAAGGUUUGGAGAUACCUCCUUGCAAGAAAGCCUUAACCAGGAAAAUAUGGAAUUGCUAAAAGAAUAUUAUAAGUUAUUAAUGGAAAAAAUGCCUCCUGAUUGCCUACCACUUUUUCAAGAACAGAAUGAUUUAAAAGGAUUACUAGAAAAUCUUCAUCAAAAUAUUCAGACUAAAAAAAGAAAGAAUGUCGAAAUCAUGUGGUUGGCUGCAACGAUUUGCCGCAAGUUAAAUGGUGUACGGUUCACCUGCUGUAAAAGUGCCAAAGAUAGGACAUCAAUGUCAGUGACACUGGAACAAUGUUCAAUUUUAAGAGAUGAGCAUCAAUUGCACAAAGAUUUCUUUAUUCGAGCAUUGGACUGUAUGAGGAGACAAGGAUGCCGCAUAGAAAAUGUCCUGAAGAAUAUCAAAUGCAGAAAGUAUGCUUUCAACAUGAUUCAGCUGAUGGCUUUCCCCAAAUACUACCGACCACCAGAGGGAACAUAUGGAAAAGCUGACACCUAAUCUCUUAGACAAAAAUACACUUUCAAAAGUUUGUAAGAUUACACAACUCCAUUCAUUAGUUAACACGCAUUGCUUUGUGUGUUUUAUAGAUUGGAAGUAUGCCUUUAAGCAAACAUACCUAGGACUUGUUUUAUCAAACUGUACCAUCAGUCAAAAGAAACUUCAGUAUAUAUGGUAAAGGAACAUCCAGGCAUUGAGCUGUCUGUUUAAUAAAUACAAAAUUUUCAUAAAAUGCAAUGUAUAUCAUAGGUUCACUAGAGUUAAAGGUUGAUCCUCAGUCCAAUAGAAAGGUAAAUCAUAAGUCUGGACUUAAAAUCUAGCUCUUGAUAUUGCUUGCUGGAAGUAAGAGCAAAGUCAAGUUGCUACUUCGCUUUAUAUAUAAAAUUCAUAAUAGAAUUUAAAGAAAAACAAUCUUUUAUUACUUUACCUUAUUAAAUAUGUGAAGAUAUUGUCACAUUUUCUGGGUUAUUUUUGCAGUUCCAUCUAUAUUUACUUCCAGCUUCUUCUUUUAAGUUCAUAUGUUCUACCAAAAGUGGAAGCUUUCAUUUAUGUUGGUGGCAUGUUGUCAUCCCCUGGAAGCAGAACUUGUGUUUAAGUAAAAGAGCAUUAAGGACAUAACAAGGGUGACCACUAGAAACUAUUGUUUGAAAAUACUGAAAGCAUAAAGAGAAAUACUGUAAAGAGCCUUUAUUGGUAGCUUAAAAGAAUGUUUACAUCUGAAUAAAAGUUAAAGGAUUUCAGUAAUUUUGAAACUGUUAGAAUUAAAUACUGAUCAGAAUGAAGGAUUAAUUUGUUGAUUUUUUGAUUAGUCUAUUGUCAUUCAUGCAAGAUUAAUUUUUAUUUUUACAUGUUAAAAGGUAAUAUUUAUUUAGAAAUUAAUUUGUGAAUGUUAAUACAGAAUUGGAAAAAGUGCCUUUUGUGUAAAAUACAAGGUUAGUGUAAGUUUUACAUUAGACUCAUAGCUGCUGCAAAUGAAAUCAUUUAUACAAAUGGUGCUCUUUAAGAAAUUUAGAAUGAUUUCAUGUUCAUUAUGAAACAGUGACAUCUGGCAAUAGAAAAUUUGGCAAGGAAAUUGAAGUAUAUCCAGUUCAUUUAGAAUGACUUUGUCCAGCCAAAAAUUCUAUUAUGUACAAGCAGCUAAAUGAUACUUCUUGGGAUUGUCCAACUGUUGUACAAAAUGAAAAUUACUAAUUUUUGUAGGAAUAAUAACCCAAAAUUCAAUCAAAAGUUGUGAAGUAUCAAAUUCCAGGCUGAUUUCCUUCUUUUUUAUCUCUUUUUUAACCACAGAGAUAAAAUCUCUAUGUAUAGUAUGUCAGAACCCUAUUUUUAAGCUAUAUUUAAAAAUGCUUUAGGAGCCUGUGAAUCCCUACCUUUGCAGGAAGCUUGCAUGAUGCUUUAGGAAUCAAAAUUGUUUUGAGAUAUAAGAAAUUGGCUCCUCAUUCUUUAUAGUGCCAAAAGUAUAGUAUUAAAAUGCCAUCAGGCACCUCAUUCUGGAUAAUACUGAGAGAACAGUGAAGUAAGUUUCCUAUUCUUUGCUUGCUUUAAAUGGGAAUAAAUAAUUGAGGGCAUAGUCAGUUUUUUUAUUAAGGCAGUACAUUCCUGAAACACAGAUCCUGCAGCAAAAGCAUGUAUACAGAUGACACUUGAAUACGAGGUAUCAGUAAACAUUUGCAUAUAAUGUAAUGAUUUUGGAAGAACUCAUAAAUGAAAAAAUUGGCAUUAUCUAUCCCAUCAGAAUUGUAGUAAUAUAGCAAUACAUAUAAUAAUAACAAAAUGCAUUUCUUGCUCAAAUAAACAAUUUGGGGAUAUGUUUCUUUCAUAAAAAUGUGAACAGUGUCAUCUUCCAAGUACUGUAAUCUUUCUAUACACGUAGGCUGAAGGGAGCAAAGGCUAUUCAGGAUUGCCACUGUUUAAUACCUCUGCUGGGCAGGUCCUGAAGAACUAACCACUGGGAUGUGGCUUUUCCCACUUCAGAUUUAUAGCACUGAAACAAUGCACUAAAUACUCCAACAGUUUUUCUUAAGAUCUUUAUAUACAACUCAUUUUCAAGCAAUUGCUACUAUAAGUGAUGUUUCAAGUCUCUUACUUAAGAAAGUAUCUUAUUUAAAGAAAGAUGACAACUUAACUUGUAGAAAGAUAAAAUAUUUUAAGAAUUUAUUCUCUAGUCCCAGGUUUUAUGGCAGAUGAGAAAAAAUUCUAUCAUAGGUGGGAUUAGCUGAUAUACAAAACUAUCAGUAUAAUGCAGUUUAAAUUAUAGUCCCAUGAAAAAUGUUAACUGAAUUAGUACAUAUAAUUGGCAUAUUUUAUAUACAUAUUUUAUAUAUGUAAUGUAUAUACAUACACAUGUAGCAUUUAUCCAAAUACUCAGAGAUUAAUACAAAACAGAUAUAAAAAGUUAAUAUGGUGACCAUAUCUAAAACUUUCCCCUUUGUAUGUGUACGCACAAGAGAGAUAGGGCAUCAGUUGUAUGAUAGCAGCUGCUGUCUUGAUCUUUUUCUUUUCACCCACUUCUGCAAACAUCCCUGACAAUAAUCUCUAUUUUUAAUACAUUUUAAAUGGUAGUACAACACACCAGUCUAGGCUCAUUGUUUUAGAGCAUUACACUGUUUAGAAGAAUCCUUUUUCCUCUCUUUACUUUGUGGCAUUUUCUUUCUUAUUUUUGGAGCCAUAUGAGGUGCCAGUCAUUUUCUGAUGCCAAAUCCCCCCCCCCAAAAAAAACCAUAUUAGGUCUUUUUUGGGAGCAAUCAUUGACCAUGUAAAAUUUUUAAAAGAGAAUUAAUUAUAACCAUUGAAAAAUAAAAUAUAAGCUGCGAUGUAUGAUUCAGUGUCAUAGGAAAAGGAUUAUUUAUAACUGUAAUCCCACCUAAAUUCCAAGUCUCCACAGGUACAAUUAUAUUUGUAUGUACUGCAUCAAAACUGUUUUUGAAAGUGGAUUUUCAAAAGCAGUUUGUGUUAUCAGAUAGCAAGAGAAGUAUGUGAGAAAUAGAGAAAUGUUUUCUCAGAGCAAAAGUUUAAACAAAAUUUAUUAGCACAUUAAUAACCUUCAAGCAUGGUCAGAAACUUUAUUUGACUAUGGUUUAGUAUAUAGUUUCAAAAUUAUUACUAUUGCAUAUGUGCUGUUCACGUGAAGAAAUGUGAAGCAGCAAUGAUUAAUUUUGCCGUUAAAACAUUCAUCAUUUUUAUUAAGUAUGUGGAAAUGUUUAAAUUGUGGAACAACCUGGAAAUAUUUUUGGAAGCCUGCUUGGUUUUUAUUAAAAUGGGCCAUAGUUUAUAAAUAUUUUGCUUUUAUGCAUGUCAUCUGGUUUUUUUUAAAUCAUUUUGCCUAUUAUUUUAGAAACUGUAAGAAUUCAUGUGUGUAAGCCAUAUCCAUUGUACAUUACGUGUGCAUGUAUUUUUAUUUAAAUAAAACUCAUAUUUUCAUAU